GAGAUCCCCGCCCCUCCAUGCACGUUAUAUAGUGCAACCUGGACACCAACAGGCCAAUAUCUGGCUAACCAUUCAAACCAUAAGGCUGUCUUUACAUCACUAUGAAAGGCGACAUGGAGAGCCUGCCCAAGAUGGACCCCUCCAACGACCACAGUCGGCCCCUGGACAUUGUGCCACAGAGCGAUGAGAAGAUGAAGGAGAGGGGUCAGUGGGGCAACAAGGUGGAGUUUGUCCUGUCUGUCGCCGGGGAGAUCAUAGGACUGGGAAAUGUGUGGCGCUUCCCUUACCUGUGCUACAAGAACGGAGGAGGUGCGUUCUUCAUCCCCUACCUGAUCUUCCUCUUCACGUGUGGGAUCCCAGUAUUCUUCCUGGAGACAGCUCUAGGACAGUACACCAGCGAGGGAGGUGUCACCUGUUGGAGGAAGAUCACUCCACUGUUUGAAGGAGUGGGCUACGCCACACAAGUCAUCGUGGCUCUGUUGAACUUCUAUUACAUCAUCGUCCUGGCCUGGGCCAUCUUCUACCUGUCCUACUCCUUCACCUGGGACCUGCCCUGGGCCUCCUGCAACAACACAUGGAACACAGAUUCUUGCAUGGAGUUCCAGAGGAGGAAUGACUCUUUCAAUCAGCCACGUCUGAACGCCACGUCUCCUGUCAUUGAGUUCUGGGAGCGGAGGGUUCUGCGUAUCUCCUCUGGCAUAGACAAUAUAGGAUCUCUCAACUGGGACCUGGUGCUGUGUCUGGCCAUAGCCUGGAUACUGGUUUACUUCUGUAUCUGGAAGGGAGUCAAAUCCACCGGCAAGGUGGUGUAUUUUACAGCUACCUUCCCCUACAUCAUGCUGUGUAUCCUGCUCAUCAGAGGGGUCACCCUACCGGGAGCCUUCAUAGGAAUCAAGUUCUACCUCUACCCAGACCUGGGCCGCCUGUCCGACCCACAGGUAUGGAUGGAUGCAGGGACUCAGAUCUUUUUCUCGUAUGCCAUCUGUCUGGGGUGUCUGACUGCCCUGGGGAGCUACAACAAGUACAACAACAACUGCUACAGAGAUUGCUUGUCGUUAUGCUUCCUGAACAGUGGGACCAGUUUCGUGGCUGGCUUUGCCAUCUUCUCCAUCCUGGGCUUCAUGUCUUAUGAGCAAAAUGUGCCCAUCUCAGAGGUGGCAGAAUCAGGUCCUGGUCUGGCCUUCAUAGCGUACCCCCGUGCUGUGUCUAUGAUGCCCUUCUCUCCUCUCUGGGCCUGUUUCUUCUUCAUCAUGAUCGUCUUUCUGGGGCUGGACAGCCAGUUUGUGUGUGUGGAGAGUCUAGUGACGGCCAUGGUGGACAUGUACCCUAAAACGUUUCGUCGUAAGAACCGCAGAGAGCUCUUCAUUCUGGCGGUGGCCAUCUUCUCCUUCCUCAUGGGUCUCAUCAUGCUGACCGAGGGAGGCAUGUACGUCUUCCAACUCUUUGACUACUAUGCUGCCAGUGGGAUGUGCCUGCUCUUUGUGGCUGUCUUUGAGACAGUUUGCAUUGCUUGGAUUUAUGGUGCUGACCGUUUCUAUGACAACAUUGAGGACAUGAUUGGCUACCGCCCUGGGCCUAUUAUCAAAUACUGCUGGAUGUACUUCACUCCUGCUACCUGCUUAGGUACUUUUGCCUUCUCCCUGAUCAAGUACACCCCUCUGAAGUACAACAAUGAGUAUGUGUACCCCUGGUGGGGCUACGGCCUGGGCUGGCUCCUGGCCCUGUCCUCCAUGCUCUGUGUCCCCCUCUGGGUGGUCAUCAAAAUGUGUUCUGUGGAAGGCACCCUGAAGGAGCGCUUUACAAUCCUGACCACGCCGUCCACUGACUUACCCAAAACCAAGAAGGAGCAAGAGAAGCUGCUGGCCAUCUUUGCUGCCGAUGGGGACAGCCUCCGUCAGAGACACCCUCCCACCAAGGAAGGCUACUUCCCCGUCAACGAGAAGGAGUCCAACUGCUAGAGCUGGGAACGUGGACCCAGGCCUUGUGAGGUCCCAUGUCCCUCCCCUCGACAUGGCAUCUGCCUUGGGCCCGUCCCAAACCUCUCCUCAACGAUACCUCAUAACUGCACAACUGCGGCCAAAUGAGCACAGAUGCAGAGACACUGGUGCUGCUGUGCCCUGGCUCUUUCUCUCCUGCAAGGUCUCUCAGAGACAAUAUAGACUACUGUUUCAGGUGCUGUUGUUAAAUUGUGUAUGUACUGAUGUUCACACACGCAAUGCUACUGGCUCUUCCAUCUACACUUCCAUCCACGGGACAGUUGCUCACCACUUCUGCCUCACACUGUUGCCUGAUCAACCAGGAACUCUAGCUGGGUUGUGCUGAUUUACUUCGCCAAUGACGAAGUUUAGCAGACAUUGAAAUGGUGUGAUUCAGUGAUUUGUUAUAUGUCCAUUGUGGUUGAGACUUGAGAAUGUUUGUCUGAUGAUCACAUCUGCUUUCUAAGGAUGUGUUUUUUGUUUUCCUUUUUUUCAUGGACAUCUCUGAUGUUCAGCUCGGCACAUGUUGUACGAAUACUACUUCAAGUUGUUUUUCAGUUAGUUUUAGCUUCUGGCGGAAUGGAAUGUUUCAUUCCAAACACAGUCGUAGAGUUUCAGUUGAAUACAGUCCAGUUACAUUGAGAUGUUUAAUUCAGGACUUAGCUGAAGGGACUGCCUCAUACAGCACAUCGUAACAAUGCUUUACAACAUAAUCCCUCCGUCUGUCCUCCCUCUACCAUGUUCUCAUGUAGGGUUGCUCCUGAUUUAUAUUCAGCUGUGAGAGACACUGUGAUUAGGUAUUAUUUUUGUGCAUUAUGUUGAACUUGCUACAGUCAUAUCAGUUGAUAUAGCAAAUACAUCAAUCUAAUCAAUAUGUUUGUUAAUUUACCCCGAGAUGCUAAACCUUAGCUGACAACAUUUUUAGAUGACAAAUAAAGGAAUCCGAUAACCGCAUGCCAACUA
Molecule: messenger RNA, 2939 nt
Organism: Salvelinus namaycush (lake trout)
Lineage: Eukaryota; Metazoa; Chordata; Actinopteri; Salmoniformes; Salmonidae
Product: sodium- and chloride-dependent GABA transporter 2-like
Exons: 15
Coding region: 102-1958 (618 amino acids)
Biological process (GO): sodium ion transmembrane transport
Cellular component (GO): membrane
Source: RefSeq, a predicted model, not a curated record